GCAGGAAGUAUUUUUACAGGAAUUAAAACACAGCACUCUUUGACAGAACUAGCUCUAUUUAUUUGACUGUUUUGUUCAACAAAGGGCAAAGUACAUGACACAGGACCUUUCAGAUCAGUUACUGGAGGAGAUGAGGACAUCCUUUAGUUCAUAGUCUUAUAGUAGCUGCCUGCUACCAAACAAGGGUGAGUCUUUAAAAGUGAAAGUUAACUGAUUCCUUACAUUGGGGCAUUACGAGUGUGACUGAGAAAAUGGCCUCCAGACUGUCUCUUCCAGAAGAGGAUCUCUCCUGUCCUGUGUGCUUAAACAUAUUCAGUGAUCCUGUCCUCCUAUCAUGUAGCCACAGCUUCUGUAAAGCCUGUCUGCAGAAGUGCUGGAGACUGAGAGGAUUUCAGGAAUGUCCCGUUUGUAGGGAAGUAUUUUCAAUGUGUAAUCCACCCUGUAACCGGGCUCUAAAGAACCUGUGUGAGGCUGUCUUAAAGGAAAGGAAUCAGAGCGUUUCAGGAGGGUCUGAGGUGCUCUGCAGUCUGCACGGUGAGAAACUCAAGCUCUUCUGUAUGGAGGAUCAAGAGCCCAUCUGUGUGGUUUGUCGUGAUUCAAGGAAACAUAAAAAUCAUGACUGCAUCCCCAUACAGGAAGCUGUACAGGAACAUAAGGUAGGAUUUUUUUUUGUAUUCAGAGAAGGUUGUGUGUGGGGGGGGGGGGGGGGGGGAUUAUUAGGAACAUUUAGCAGUAGUUUGUGGUGCUCUACAAUAGUUGGUGCUAAAAUAGGGCCUGUGAAAUCUGUUAAUUUUUUACUCUUAACCAAAUGUCUUUCCUACACAGCAAUUUCACAUAGAGUAACAAGUUUGUGAAUACCAUGUUGUUUCAUUUCAGGUGAAACUCAAGACUGUAUUGAACCCCCUAAAAGAUAAACUGAGGCUCCUUAAUGAAGUCAAACUCACCUGUGAUAAAACAGCAAAACAUAUCAAGGUAUGAAAUUUAAGUAUUGAUGCAACAACAUUGUACACAUUUUGGCUAGUUUGUGUUUGUUGUCAACUCGGUUCUAAUCGAAGGGAAGAUCAUCAUCAUACCGUAACGGAAGACUGAGGUGAAGCAAUUUUGAUUGGAUGCCAUCAGGGAUGGGGGGGAUACAGUACUGUAUGUCUUAGAUAUCCCUCUCACUGUCUCCAGAUCCAAGCCCAGCACACAGAGAGCCAGAUUAAGGAGCAGUUUAAAAAUCUGUACCAGUUUCUGCGAGAGGAAGAGGCGACCAGGAUAGAUGCAGUGAGAAUGGAAGAGGUGCGGAAGAGUCAGAUGAUGAAGAACAAGAUAACAGAGAUGAGCAGAAAAAUAUCAUCACUUUCAGACACAAUCAAAGCCAUCAAACAACAGCUGAGAGUUGAAGACAUCUCAUUCUUGCAGGUAAACCUUUGAUCUUAUGAGUAGAUAUUGUGAGUAUUGUAGCGAUCCUUCCUAUAUGAGCCACUUUACAAUUCCCACCAAGUGGGUUAACCCUAUUGAUGCAAUGUGUUGGGUGGUUUGCCUUUCAUGUCAGUGACCUGGGUUCACUUCUCUGCGCCCCCAUUCGCUACAUUGGUGUCCGAAGUGGGAAUGGCGGCCAUCGGAAUGCACCGGAAUGCACAGCCCAGAAUGUGUGAGGGGUCUAAGUAGUCGAAGCCCGUUCCUUCCCGUUCGGAGGGGACAAUAUAGCGAUCCUCGCUAUAUUAGCCACUUUACAAUUCCUACCAAGUAGAUUAACCCUAUUGGUGCGAUGCGUAGGUGCCUUUCACGCCGGUGACCCGAGUUUGCUUCCCUGCCCUGCCGUUCUCUACAGUAUUAUUUACUGUUUAUUUUAUUGAUAACACUGAUUUGCAUCUCACCUGCUUUCUUGUUCCUCUUCAGAACUACAAGGCCUCUGUGAAAAGGUAAGUCAUCUUCAUCCUGUAUCUCUUCUGUGGUUCAGAACCCAUCAUCAAAGCAGUAUUGAACACUAAUCAUUCUUCCAGAGCCCAGCACCCACUGCCGGAUGCACAGAGGGUUUCAGGAGCGCUGAUAGACGUGGCCAAACACCUGGGCAACCUGCAGUUCAGAGUCUGGGUGAAGAUGCAAGGGAUUGUUCAUUACAGUGAGUGUUUUACAGCAAAAAACAACAACAACAACAGUAGGUUUAGUCUGCGCCUUGUUCUUAGUCCUAGAAAGUGUGGUCCUCUGUAGCUCAGCUGGUAGAGCACGGCGCUUGUAACGCCAGGGUGGUGGGUUCGAUCCCCGGGACCGCCCAUACACAAAAAUGUAUGCACGCAUGACUGUAAGUCGCUUUGGAUAAAAGCGUCUGCUAAAUGGCAUAUUAUUAUUAUUAACAGUAUCAGUCAAAGGAGUUUGAAAGGGAAAUUCAGAUGAAAUCCAGUAGUGACCCCCAUACUGUUCUGAAUUUUCAAAAUACGGUUAUUCUCUCUAUUGCAACACAAUGCUCAUGUUAGUAUCAAUUAAACUUGUGUUAGUAUCAAUUAAACUUGUGGGUAAUUUACAGUGUAAAUUGUCAAUUUAAAUUAUCUCUCAUUAGCUCCUGUAAUCCUGGACCCCAACACUGUAGGCACAAGACUCAUUCUGUCCGAGGACUUGACCAGCAUAGGGCAUGCUGAUAGAGCACUACAGCUUCCUGACAACCCAGAGAGGAUUGAUGGAUGUGUCCUAGGCUCUGAGGGUUUUAACUCAGGAACACACAGCUGGGAUAUUGAGAAUUUGGAUGGUGACUUUUGGGCUGGAGGUGUGGCUGCAGGUGUGGCCACUAAGCAUGACAACAGGCCUAUUUAUUCUAACGAUAUGCCAGAUGAAUUCUGGGGUGUUAUGACUACUUGUGGUGUAUACCUAGCAUUAUCCCAAAAGCAAAAUCUCCAUCACCUCACAGUAGAUCACUUUCCCCAAAAGAUGAGAGUGCAUCUGGACCUGGUCAAGGGAAAGCUGUCAUUCUUUGACCUUGAUAAAAACACACACAUACACACAAUCACACACACUUUCACAAAGACAGUCUUCCCUAUAUUUCGUCAUGAUAAAACUUUGAGGAUCUUACCAGUGAAAACCACUGUGACAGUGGGACAAUACAGUUAAAUACAGCACAAAUUGAUGUAAUAGUUUAACUGCCACAACACUGUUUGCUAGCACUCUACUCAUAGUCCUGUCCUGAGUUAGUAAUUCACUGUGAGUGUUGGAGAGGUGGGCAUUGGUCUUGUCUCCACUAUCUUAGAGAGACACUCAGCUCUAAAACAAUUAUUCAAUGGAUUCUGACCCUGGUCUUAUCAACAGGUGAAGCAAUCAAAUUGCUCAUGUAUCACAUAACAAAAUUUUUUGUUUAGCCUAAUGUUGUAUUACUAGAUUGAUUGUUUUUUAUUUCUUUGUUUUCUGUUAUUGAUUGUUCCAGUAAAAAAAAAGCAUUUUGAUUGCUGUGGAUAGUUUUCAAAUGUCAGAUAUAUAGUGCUGUGUGUAUAGCAUAAUAAAAUCUGU
Messenger RNA from Coregonus sp. 'balchen', 3480 nucleotides. Lineage: Eukaryota; Metazoa; Chordata; Actinopteri; Salmoniformes; Salmonidae. The record is from the annotation of a GenBank genome assembly.